Molecule: messenger RNA, 2254 nt
Organism: Striga asiatica
Lineage: Eukaryota; Viridiplantae; Streptophyta; Magnoliopsida; Lamiales; Orobanchaceae
Source: the annotation of a GenBank genome assembly
CUCCAUUUUACGCCCAAUUGUCAUUUUAUCAGAGUCCCCUUGUGCUACUGCACAAAACCACAAACCCUCUCUCUCUCUCUCAAACACGUAUGGCGGACGAGCCCUCGCCCUCUAUCCCUAUACCCCCACAGUCCGCCUUCGCCCCCCUAUCCUUCGUCUAGCUCUAGGAUCUAUUUACUCCACAUCCUCCACCUCUUUCCCGACUGAUAUGGAGGACUUCCAGAGCAACAGAAGCAUCAACAACGGCGCGUGCGACACCGUGUGGGAGUGCGUGAUCCCGUACGUGCAGGACGCGCGUGACCGUGGCGCGGUGUCGCUCGUGUGCAAGCGCUGGUACAAGAUCGACGCCAUCACGCGCAAGCACGUCACCAUGGCGCUCUGCUACACCGCCUCCCCGCGGAGCUUGUCGCGGAGGUUCCCUCACCUCGAGUCGCUGGAGAUCAAGGGAAAACCACGCGCCGCCAUGUUCAAUUUGAUCCCGGAGGACUGGGGUGGGUACGUCACGCCGUGGGUGGAGGAAAUCGUCACGUCCUUUCGGAGGAGUAUGAAGGUGCUUCACUUCCGGAGGAUGAUUGUCAAGGAUUCGGAUCUUCAGCAGUUGGCUGCCUCGGCUGGGAACGUUUUGGAAGUGUUGAGGCUGGAUAAGUGUUCCGGCUUCUCCACGGACGGUCUUUUACAUGUCGGGCGCUUAUGCAGUGAAAGGUUUUCCAGUCAUUUUCCGAAUUCAAUUGUCCAUGCUAUUUUUGGCUUUGGGGACUGGAAUUUGAGGAUCUUAUUUUUGGAAGAGAGCUCAAUAAAAGAUAACGAUGGACAAUGGUUGCAUGAGCUUGCUUCGAACAACACGGUUCUUGAAAAUUUAAACUUCUACAUGACUGAGCUCGCGCAAGUCAGUUCUAGAGACCUUAAACUGAUCGCGAGAAAUUGUCCGUCUUUGGCCUCGAUGAAAAUUAGCGAGUGUGAUAUUUCACACCUCGUCGAUUUUUUCAGAACCGCUACUUCAUUGGAGGAGUUUGGUGGGGGCUCCUUUAGUGAUCCUCCUGGACAGAUUGGUGAAGGUGUUUUCAAUGAGCAAUUGGAAAGAUACAGUGGCGUUGUAUUCCCACCGAGAUUAUGCGGCUUGGCUCUCACUUAUCUUGGCAACACACAUAUGCCCAUUCUCCAUCCUGUUGCUUCAAGGCUUCGAAAGUUGGAUCUCCUUUAUGCUAUGCUGGACACUGAAGGCCUUUGUCUCUUGCUGCAACGAUGUCCCAACUUAGAAAUACUCGAGACGAGGAAUGUCAUCGGAGACAGAGGACUGGAAAUACUCGCCCAAUUCUGCAGGCGAAUGAAACGCCUCCGAAUCGAGCGCGGGGCAGACGAGGAAGACAUCGAGGAAGGUGUCGUGUCCCAAACAGGACUCAUUGCCUUAGCUCGUGGCUGCCUCGAGCUCGAGUACCUCGCCGUUUACGUGUCCGACAUCACCAACGCAUCCCUCGAAUGUGUCGGGGCCCACUCCAAGAACCUGCGCGACUUCCGCCUCGUCCUCCUCGACCGCGAGGAGCAAAUUACCGAUCUGCCCCUCGACAAUGGGGUCCGGUCACUUUUAAUGGGCUGCAGCAAAUUGAGACGGUUUGCACUCUACCUCCGGCAUGGCGGGCUGACUGACGUGGGCCUGGGCUAUAUUGGCCGUUACAGCCCGAAUGUGAGGUGGAUGCUGCUCGGGUUUGUGGGUGAGUCGGACGAGGGCCUGCUCGAGUUCUCGAGGGGUUGCCCGAGUUUGGAGAAGCUUGAAGUGAGGGGUUGCUGUUUUAGCGAGCGUGCGUUGGCUGAGGCGGCGGUACAGCUGGCGAACCUGAGGUAUUUGUGGGUUCAGGGGUACCGAGGGUCGGGUGAUGGGCGGGACCUGAUGAGUAUGGUGAGGCCGUACUGGAAUAUUGAGUUGAUACCUGCGAGGCAGGUUUAUGGUGAUGGCGGGAUGAUUGUGGCGGAGGACCCGGCUCAUAUCUUGGCGUAUUACUCGCUUGCUGGCCAGAGGAUGGAUUUUCCGGCGAGCGUGAUGCCGUUCAACCCGGAUAGGCUUCUCAAGAUAAGGAUAUGGGCUAAUAGAGUUUGGUGGUCCAUUAGGAGUUUUCAUAGUAUGUUACCAGAUUGGAACGGUCUCCUACUGCAAAGCAGUUUUCCAGGAUAUGGGCUUAUAGAGUUUGGUCCAUUAGGAGUUUUCGUAGUAUUUUGCCAAGAUUCGAACGGUAUCCUACUGCUAAUAGUUAUGUCUUGA